This is a messenger RNA of Fimicolochytrium jonesii, 825 nucleotides long. Its product is annotated as GTP cyclohydrolase 1 type 2/Nif3. Lineage: Eukaryota; Fungi; Chytridiomycota; Chytridiomycetes; Spizellomycetales; Powellomycetaceae. The transcript has 6 exons. The coding region runs from base 1 to 825 and encodes 274 amino acids. The record is from RefSeq and is a predicted model, not a curated record. Gene Ontology annotation, cellular component: cytoplasm; mitochondrion.
AUGGCCCUACUACGCAACGUCACUCGGUGCAUGGAGAAGAUUGCGCCCCUGAAGAUCGCAGAACACGCGUGGGACAAUGUCGGUCUCCUGAUCGAAGCGCCCUUCCCGCGCCCCGGCCGCACCGUCUUCCUCACUAUCGACCUGACCCAUCCCGUCCUCUCCGAAGCCCUCGCAAACCCCGACAUCGGGGUCAUCGUCUCCUACCACCCGCCGCUGUUCAAGUCCUUCAACCGGCUGACGCUGAAGGAUGAGAAGCAGAGCAUCGCGUUGAAGUGUGCGGCGUCGGGUGUGAGCGUGUAUGCGCCGCAUACGUCGUUGGAUAACUGUGUGGAGGGGAUUAAUGAUUGGUUGGCGAGGGGGUUGGGGGAGGGAGAGACGAGGGUUAUUAAUGAGAUGGAGGGGCCGCCGGAAGGUCAGGAGGGAUGUGGAUCCGGACGGAUUCACACACUAAAGCAGCCUAUCCCCCUUAAGACUCUUGUUGAGCGGGUCAAGAAACAUCUCGGGUUGGCCCAUGUCCGCCUCGCGACCGCGCCAGGUCAAGAAUCCAAAGAUGUCGCAACGGUCGCCAUCUGCGCCGGGUCGGGGGCAAGCAUCUUGGGCGGAGUGAAAGCUGACGUUUACUUCACCGGAGAAAUGUCGCAUCAUGAAGUGCUUGCCGCUUUAGCCGAUAACACCAACGUCAUUCUCUGCGAGCAUACGAACACAGAACGAGGCUUCCUCUCCAACGUUCUACAGCCCCGACUGCAGAAGCUUCUCCGCGAGGAAGACGAGGGCGCGGUGGUGGUCUGCAGUAAGGUGGAUAAGGAUCCGCUUGUUGUUGUUUGA